Electrophorus electricus (electric eel) is the source of this 2470-nucleotide messenger RNA. RefSeq names its product angel homolog 1 (Drosophila) (gene angel1). NCBI's taxonomy places the organism in Eukaryota, Metazoa, Chordata, Actinopteri, Gymnotiformes, Gymnotidae. The record is from RefSeq and is a predicted model, not a curated record. Gene Ontology annotation, molecular function: 3'-5'-RNA exonuclease activity.
UGUUGCUUUGCUCAAAUGCGUAGGGCAGACACUUGAAACAUGAUUGGGAGCCUUAUAUAUUAUGGAUUAUACCCCCUCACAAAACUUAUCGUCAAAGUUUCAGAAUCGUGGUAUACGAGUUAUCCUACAUUCAUUAAUGGCAAAGAAGUGUGGAAUGGUGGUGGAGCCCCUUUCAGAAGGCUUAACGAGCAGCAGAUUGCCUUGUUGGAUCCAUGGCCCAGUACUGGGAGUGAACCUUCAGAGAGGCCUAAACCCACUACCCAAGACAAGAGGACCGCUAUGGAUCCACUGAAGAGCAUCUCUCUCAUGAAUUGCAGGGACGUGGUAGGUGAGAAGAACGUGGAGCAGGGGGUGCUUCACAAAGACCCAGAGAAGACUUUUUCAGUUCACUUGAAUGAACCUGAUCCAGAAUCUUCAGAAGAGAAGAAGGAGCAUGGUGAUCUAACUGAAGCAAGUGAGGCAAGAGGUGUUCCAUCAGGAAAGGGAGAUCAUGGUUUCAAGAUCUCACUGGUGAAAAAGAAGGAAGUGGUUUCUAUGAUUGAGACGGAAAUGUUAUCUACAUUAGAAUGGGCUCAAAUGCAGGCUGGAAGUGAAGGGGAAUUUUGUUCUCAGGAGGAAAGGAAGCUUGAUGAAGGGAUGAUAACAAUGGCAGUUUCCCAGCCAACACCUCCAUCAGAGGCAAUGAUGGCCAAUAAUGACCAUUCUGAGAAAUUAUGUGGAUUUGAGAUGAACACAAACUCCAGAAGUGAAGCCCAAGUGAGCGCACACAGCCCUGUAUUUGAUCUGGGUGCAUUGCUCGUGGACAGCAAUGCACAGUCCUUGAACUGUCUUCCACAGCUUCCAUCUGGUCCCACUGGUUGGCAUUUCCCAGUGGGUCUUGGCCUGUCAGAGACAGUACACUGUCCAUCAGUACAGUUUCCUGGCAUGAGCUACUACCCUGCAUUUCAAGAUGCUAACAAUUUUCAAGUGAUGUGGAGGCUGUGGGAGGACCUCAGUAAUGACUACAAUCACUCUGUAGCAGCUUGUACAGAUCCUUGGUCUAAGUUUGAGUUCACUGUUAUGUCCUACAAUAUCCUGGCCCAGGACCUUCUGGAGGCUAAUUCAGAGCUGUAUGUUCACUGUUCAGAGGACGUGCUGGCAUGGGACAGCCGGUUUCCCAGCAUCCUAAAGGAGCUGCAGACCUGGCAGCCUGAUAUUCUGUGUCUUCAAGAGGUCCAAGAGAAUCACUUCCUGGAGCAGUUGCAUCCAGCCCUGAUUGAGAUGGGCUACAACUGUGUUUACAAGCGCCGCACGGGCACAAAAACGGACGGCUGUGCACUGUGCUAUCACGGCAAGCGUUUUGUGCAGCUGUCCGUCAGCCUGCUUGAAUUCCGGCACCAUGACUGUGAGCUGCUGGACCGGGACAACGUGGGCAUCGUGCUGCUGCUCCAGCCUGUUGCAGCAUGUGGUCAGGGCCUUGAGUUCAGGCCCAUUUGUGUGGCCAACACGCAUCUGCUCUUCAACCCCAGGAGGGGCGAUGUGAAACUGGCCCAGCUAGCCAUAGUGCUGGCGGAGAUGGAUAGUGUGGUCAAGAAAUGCAAGGUCAAAGGGCGUGACUGUGAGGUCAUUCUGUGUGGCGACUUGAACUCCAUACCCAACAUGCCACUAUACCAGCUGAUUGUCACUGGCCAGCUCUACUAUCAUGGACUCCCAGCCUGGAUGGUAUCUGGACAGGAGGACUUGUCAUACAAAAUCCAUCACAGGAGGCUGUACGCCCCCCUGUGGCCCAGCAGUCUGGGUAUCAGUGACAACUGUCAGUACUAUGACUGUGACUCUCACCCCAAAGCAUCAGAGGAUAUCCAGUACAGCCAUGACUUCCUGCGGCAGCUGCGUUACUGUCAGGCAGCAUGUGUACGCCCUCCAGAUCUGGAAUUUAUACCAGGAGUCACCGACAACGCACCAAAUCCUGAAGAAAAGCAGCAAUUUGUUCCAAGGUUCAGGAACACCAUAUCUCAUGAUUUAAACCUGAGCUCCGUGUACAGCCCAAACCUAGCAGGCACUGGCCGCUGCGCUGUCACCACGCUGCACUCUGAGCGAGGCGCUAUGGUCGACUACAUCUUCUACUCCCCACGAUGGGAGUCCGCCAGGGAUCAUGAAGGCAGGGAGAAGGGUCUGACGCUCCUUGGUCGUCUUGCUCUGCUGUCUGAGGCAGACCUGUGGUCACUGCGUGGGCUCCCAAAUGAAACGUUUCCCUCGGACCACCUCAGCUUGUUGGCAAAGUUUCAGCUUUGUUUACCACUCAAAGUUCCAGUCAGUGUGGCACAUCAGGAAGUUCACAAAUGGUCCCAGUUUACCAAGCCUAAACAACAACAGGAAAGAGACUUGGCUGGAUCAAACCUCAUGGGCCGGGGCUUAAAAAACAGUGCUCCAAGUAGCUCAGGAGCCAUAAUUUUAUAAAAAAGACCAAACAGCAGAGUAAAAAUGUAUGGGA